This is a messenger RNA of Acanthaster planci (crown-of-thorns starfish), 10842 nucleotides long. RefSeq lists its product as uncharacterized. Gene Ontology annotation, molecular function: protein binding. NCBI's taxonomy places the organism in Eukaryota, Metazoa, Echinodermata, Asteroidea, Valvatida, Acanthasteridae. The record is from RefSeq and is a predicted model, not a curated record.
CUUGAUGACGUAAACUCUGUGCUGUUGAUGAUACCGCCAAGAGGGCCAUGGGAUCAACCAUCUCGAAUUUAUGAAAACACUGUCAAAUCAUCUUGGCAAUUCGAUCUUCUCUUUGAGGGAUAUGUUCUGAUCAAGUGUGAGGACCUCUUGAGGGGCCUUCCAUUUGGAAUCUGUUUCAGUCGGAUUUGGAACUUGGGAAAAGUUGCGACUCGAUGUGGUGAGUGGGCAGGCCUAGCUGGAAACCGCAACAGCUCGUGCCGCGUUGAGUGCACUGGUAGAUGGAGAGCACUCAAUUCAAACACGCAUGAAUGGUUCGGUUCUGUAAACAUGGGGUUUUGUUGUAACCGGCCUUGCGAAAUGCAGAACUGAAAGUACUGAAAAUGUCUAGAACCUUGCUCGUCAGGAAUAACCUUUGGAUUAUUUCUCACCGAAUCUACCACAUCUAGCAGCCAGGGCCAAGAAUUCCCCAUGCAUUUGCUUGGAAUUUCGUGGAUUGGAUAGCGUCGAGCCAGAGAGACCAUGGGAAAAGAUAUGGAGCUACUGAAGGCUGUGAAAGAAGAGGACAUUCCGCAGGUUCAGCGAAUUAUGACCAAACUCAAGGCAAAACAAAAAAAGCAAGGCACAAUCAAAAAGUCUCCUGUGAACUACCAGGAUGAAGAUGGAUUUUCUGCUCUUCACCAUGCCGCUCUCAUCAGCAACUGCAACAUCAUGGCUGCCUUGCUGGACUGCAACCAGAUCUCAGUGGACAUCAAGGAUAACAAAGGGAUGCGACCUCUUCACUAUGCAGCCUGGCAGGGGAAGGUGGAACCAGUCAACCUUCUUGUCAAGUUUGGCUCUGCCCCUAACGAUGGUUCCCAAGAUGGAGAAACACCCUUACACCUUGCCGCCCAGUACGGAAGCCACAUGGUGGUUGACACCCUCCUUCGGCACCAGGCUGACCCGACCCUCAAGAACAAGGCGGGCAAGACAGCGCUGGACCUGGCGGCCGAGUUUGGCCGGCUGAAGGUGGUGCAGCUGCUGAUGAACAGCAACCAGUCCACAGCGCUGCUGGACAUCCCCUCCAGGACGCGGGUCAGCAUGCACACGCCGUUGCACCUGGCUGCCAAGAAUGGGCACAGCGAUGUCAUCAGAGUUCUGCUAGAGUAUGGUAUCGACAUAAACAGAGAAACACCCAAUGGGACAGCUCUGCACGAGGCAGCCUUAGCUGGAAAGUCGGAAGUUGUCAAACUACUCAUUGCUAGUGGCAUCGACGUCUACAAGAAGAACUCUCACGGCCAGACGGCACUUGAUAUUGUAAAUAAAUUCACUCCGACCAGAGCCGCUCAGGACAUCAAGCAGCUGCUCAGAGACUCCAUUGGUGGUUCCCAGGCUAGGGCGCUGCAGGAUUACGUCCGUAUACACGACAGAUCAGCACUCUCCUUCAAAGCGGGAGACAUCAUAUCUGUUCUGGAACGAAACCCUGAUGGAAAGUGGAAAGGUUCAAUUAGCAAGGGCAACAUAGAAUCUAUCGGUUUCUUCCCGUCGUCACAUGUCGAGCUUCUGACAAGACCCGUCUCCACAAGUUCCAUAGGCCAACAGAGCACAUUCAGUUAUGCAAGUACUUCACCUACUAGCACAGGGCUCCCCCUCCCCACAGGCCAGUCGUACCCUCAUGGCAGCACCCCCUUGUCAAGUAUGCCAGGCAGUCUAACCUCUCCUUCCAGUAACGUUCUCGUAGACACUACUAACAAUCGCUACUCCUCGGACUCCACCACGUCCGCUAGCUCUUCCGGUAACUGGUCUAACAGAGACAGCGUUGAUCCGAUGCACGGCCAGCCCUUCAAGCACGGCUACUACCAUCCACCCAGCAGCAAUGCAGCGUUCUCGCCACCCCAGCCUCCACCCCUUCAGCCCAUGAACGGCUCCAUCCCCUAUGGGAUGCCACAGGACAAGCCGUUUCCUCCAGCAACGGAUCAUUACCAUAGCAACAUGGUUGGUAGUCCACCCAGGGCAAUGGCUGGUAGCCCGCACCAUAUACCUUCACCAACGCAUGAUCAGUCCUACUACCAUGCGAUGACCCCCCAGCAUCCUCUGUCGCCGCGGCGACUGCAUCCGGACGGGGUUCAGCAGCACGAGAACGGCAUCUGGCUGAAGCAAGGAGGCGGCGGCCAGGCCAACCUGGAUAAUUCUGGGGAGGAGAGCGGUGUCGAUGUAAGCUCAUCCACUGAAAGCAUGGAGAAAAGGAGCUACGGUGGCAUACGCACUCCCGGCAAUGCGCCAACCAUCCACAUGAAUGUCAGCACCAAGCCACUGGCGUACUCCCAACCCUUCCGCAGCUUUGAGAACGUCCUCGGUGACAAGGACACCCUCAGAUCUCUGGCAGGCAAUCAGCGUCCCCAUAGCGACGGUUCCUCUGACAUCAAGAUGGAGAUCAUGAGGCAUCCAGAUGUCAAACCUCAGUACAAGGGCAAGGAUGCUGACAGGAUAUACGAAUGGCUGAAGAGACAAGGCAUGCCUGAAUACACCAACAACUUCACCAAGGCUGGUUAUGACAUGCCCACCAUCUCGCGAAUGACCCCAGAGGAUCUGACAGCUAUUGGAGUUACCAAACCAGGUCACAGGAAGAGAAUAUCAGCCAUGAUAAGCCAGCUCAGCGAGCCUGAUGGAAUACCAAAUUACAAGCCGACUGACGUGGUCACCUGGCUGAAAUUGCUGGACUUGUACCAGUACUACAACACCUUUGUGAGUAACAACUACAACACGAUGGAUGCCGUCUCGGAGAUCACAUGGGAGGACUUACAGGAAAUGGGCAUCAACCAAUUAGGUCAUCAAAAGAAGUUUAGCCUUGCCAUCAAGAGGUUACGAGAUCUUCAGAAGCAGGCAACAAAAGUUCUGGCAUCUGCCCAACAAGCAGGUAGUGCCGGUAGCGACAACGACAGUGUCUCCCCGCACUCCUCUAGCGAUGGUGCCUACCACCACUACCCACACCCCAACGCGCUCAUGCUGGCCCAGCUCGGCCAGCGCACCUCCCCGCUACAGUCACCCGACAGCACUCUGGCCAAGAAGAAGCCACCGGGCCUUCGCAGUAGCCAGGAGAGCCUGGGCAGCGACGGUAGCAACAAGUCCAGCGGAUCGCAGGGCUCCCAUGAGCAGGCUUACCCAAAGAAGAUCGUCCACCUAAGCCAGCUGUCAGAGAACCGGGAGGCCAGCUACAUCCCCACCAGCUUGAAAGUAACGGCUGGAAUGCAGCCUGAGCACAAAGCACCGACCCCGGAGGGAGAUAAAGCCCCCAACCCCAGUGCUGUGCAGACAUUUUCAACGUUCAAGCAACCGCCCGUCACAACAACACCUGGGGAAACAUUUAAAAUCCCUGCUGUGCCCAGAGACAGGAAAUCAAAUGAUAGCUUGGAGCGGGUCCUGCUCGCACAAGGGAGCGGCUACGAUUCAUCUAGUGGUGUACCAAAAAGGAAUUCUGUGGAAGGUGGAUCAAGUAUAGGAUCAAGCGGCUCAGGGGAUGGGUCUGUCAAAAUGAAACGCUCCAAUCCCCCUGCCCCGCCCAAGAGGACUAACUCAAUUAGAACAGUUGAUGAGGAACAGCUGAAAACGGCCACGAUAGGGCGGAAGAAAUCACUGAAACAGUUCCGAGAAGAGAUGGCUGCUGGAAACAUGAACAAGAAAGUAGAGCUUCCUGAGGGAUAUGCGACCAUCAAGAGAUCAGGUACCCGAAAAACCCAAAUGUUGACCAGGUCGGCAUCUCAAGAAGGGGACUUUCCACCUCUGGGUUCUGGGGUAGCAAUUGGUCCCCCUGUACCACCAACAGUACCUGCGCUCACUCAAGGAAGCAUUGGUAACAGUGUAGCUAGUGGUGUGGCUGUCACAUCUAGUGCGCCAAGUCAGCCAAAUCAUAGCAUGUUCAGCAGCAGCAAGGUAAUCGAUGAGACACCAGCACAGACAGUAAAUUAUAGUGCCUACGGUGUCACUAACCAACCCGUACUGACACCAGUACAUCAGCAGCAGCAGCCUAGCCUGACAUAUGGACCAUAUUCUCAGACCAGCACCCCAAGUCGAAGCGCUUCAGUGCCUACAAGCCCUGUUACCAUGCAGCAACCAACGUGGACCAAUCAACAGACACCAUACUCCAGAGAUUUGGGGACACCCAGUGUCUCAGCGUCUGUUCCGUCAUCAGCAUCCUCAACACCCUCCCACAAUCCCACAGUUUCAAAACCAAACGCUGCACUGAUAGCAGAAAUGCAACAGUCCAUAGCGGCAUGCAUGCCCCCAAGCGCACGACUAAACCCCCAGAGUUCGGUCAAAAGUGCUCCAGAAUCAUCCUUCCAUGUGCCAAGUGCAACCACAAGCGAUACUCAGCAGUCAGCAGCUGUUCCGAUUCAGCUGCCGCCAAGCAAGGCUGACGAUAAAGCAUCGACUCAAAGGCAGCCCAGUGGGCUGUCAGAUGAUAGCCAGUCGCAGUCUUCUGCUGGAGGAACGUUCAAAAUUCCUCAGGGUCUCCCUCCCAGGAUGGCCAGUAACAGGCCUGCAUCUGGUGAGCUGCUUCUAAACACCAGUCGGAGACCUUCCUCGGGUGGGUUCAAGCUGGGUGUUGAUAUUGAACAGGAGAAGCAAACUCAAAGCAGGGCCCAGCAAGCCGAGGUCAACAUGCGAGAGGGAGGACUCAGCAGCUCUCAGAGACCUCCCUCAACAGGAAGCACAGGAAGUGGUGGCAGUGGAAGCACAGACAGCGGCUCCGGCAAAUCAGACCGGCCUGGCAACAUGGAACUUCUCUGGAAGAGGAUGUCCCAGGAAGGGGAGGAAAAUGCCCCAAUCAUCCAGCCAGCCCUCUCCAAACCCCUGGAAGGCAUCUGGCGGCCAAAGUCGCGCCACUAUGAUAUCGGUAGUCAGUUGGAGGACCAGAACCAGGUCGAUUUCUCCACUGACGGGGAGAGCAGCAACCUUAAGAUCCAGACCAAAGCCACUUUCCGCUCGCUGAAGAAGCAGUUCUUGGAUCAGAACUCGACACCCAUCACCUACCACACCCUGAAAAGACCUCCUAAGAAGCCUGAUCCCAACUUCUCUGAGGAGGAUUUCAGGCCCCGGUCCAAGUCCUUCACGGACAUGGAUGAGUACAACCAGUCACCCGUGGCCAAAGAUGCUCCUGUCAACUUUGAAACAUAUGCUGCCAAAGAGGAUGCUAUAAGGCAGCCAGACUUUGAUACAAAUGUUGAGAGUCUACCUCCCGGCUCAGACUCCUUCCCCACCUCUGGCAACUCUUUUCAAAACAUGCAAACCCAAAACUCAUCUGUAAAAAUGCCCUUUCCCGAUAAUGGAGGCCAUGCUCAGAAACCUGUCAGCCUUCCAGGACUCGUUUCAAACUAUGGUGCUAAGAAUCUUGGCAGUGACAAGGGCAGCUUCCAUGAACCAGUACUUAACAGCCAGCCACAUCCGCCUAGUGUUGGCCCUAAAAAGGUGCCACCUCCGCAGGUGCCACCUCCGCUGGUGCCACCUCCGCAGGUGCCACCUCCACAGGUGCCACCUCCAAAGAUACCCAAGCCUCAGAGCCUCCCACCUCAGGCAUCACCACCACCACCUCAGGCUCCCCAGCCCCAAGCUUCUCCACCCAAGGCUCCCUCCUCCGAAGAGCCAUUCUCCAAAGCCCCCCCUCAGAAGGUUUCUCCACAGCAAGUUCUUCCUCCCAAGGUGUCUCCUAAGGCGCCCCGCAUGAAGGCUGCCAUCCAGCCACCCCCACCCCCAGCUCAGCAAGAAAUGAUGCCUCCACCUCCUCCAGUGGAUGAUUUACCCCCACCCCCGCCAAAUGAUGAUUUCCCGCUGCCGCCUCCACCAUCUCAAGAAUUUGACCUACCGCCGCCACCACUACCAGAGGAAGCAGGUCUUCCUCCCCCUCCCCCAUUGCAGACCAACACACCUCCUUACCCCCCUUUCUCCUGCAACAACUUCCCAGCACCUCCACCGACAGUGCAGCCAGUGUCACAGAAACUGUCCAGGCAAGCAGGAGGCCCACAAACAGCCCCGAAAAGCAAGUCCAGCUCAGGCAAGAAGAAAUCCUCGCACAGGACACCUGUAGUCUCGGAGGGUUGGGAGUCCAACUCUGAUACAAUUAAGAGGAAACCAAGCACCCCCUCGCCUGGCCUGUCCCUUCCGCCGGAUAAUGUGUCCGAAGCAACAGCUACCAGUGCACAGUCCAUAGAACCCCAGCAAAGUCCAAGUGUUGACAAAAAGAGCAAAAAAUCCCCUGUUAAAGCUCCUGUGAAGGUGCCUGAGAAAUCAGUGAAAUCACCGUCCAGGACUGGAAAGGCUGCCGUCAAAGCCCCGGUGAAAAAGAAAGCCGUGGUGGCACCGCCCCCUCUAGAAGACUCAGACGAUGUGGAUUUCUACUCGCAGGAUCUGGACAUGAUGGACACGCUGGGUGGACAGGACGCCGCUGUGGAGUCGGACAGCAGCGACACAAUGGAGUCUGCCCUGUCGGGCUUUGAAAAUGAGAACACAGACACCAUCAAGAAGCAGCCCAUGAAGCUGAGCCCUGCCCGGGCCAAGACGGAGGUGAGCCAUCCAGAAACUUUGGGCAGAGCCCCUUUCAUUGGGGAAUCAGCCUCAGCAGGGAGCAAGACCGAUGUCAUGAGAGAUCGAGAUGAAGCAGCCUCAUCCAAGAAGAAGAGAGACUCGCAAGGCUUUGGUGAAGUUUCCCUUCAGCUAGCCGACAUUUUGAACAGCAUGGGCUCAGAGGACCCACUGGCUAACUUUGCUGCCAAUGCAGAGGCAUCGGCUAAGGCCAGAUUGUCGCCAACAAAAUCAUUCUCGCCCACUCAGACUGGUCCAUUAGCCAUCCAAGAGCCAGCCAGCCAAGAGCCAGUCGACUCGAAAGACAUCUUCAACGACAUUGAGUCCAUGUUCAACGAUCUCACCUUUGAUUUGGACAGCAUGAUGAAUUAAUCUUCGGUCAUCAACCCUGGAGUAAUAGCAUUUGCAUUAAAGGUGGCUUUCUGCCUGGGAUAAAUACACAUUAUAGUCACUCGGAUUGCUGUCAGAAGUCUAGUUAACGUCUGUCGCCAUCUCACAUUAAUUUUUGAACCCCGCCCACGAUGAAAGCAUGUCAGAAGUACCUAACUGCACAUUGUGCUGCCUUCCAUAAGAAAGUGGCAUCAAAAGUCAUGAUGAAUUAAAUUAUUUGCACAACACAUGAAGGUUGAAAUCUUGCACAGUACAUCCUAAUGUUAAACAUGAACCACUGUUCAUUGACCUAAUGCAUUACAAUCAUCUUCUUAACAUUUCCAAAAUGUUGAAGACCUUUCAUUUGAAUGGUGAAGUUAGAAUGGCCAAAAUAUAAAACACAUGUUGUGAAGACGGUUCUAUUUGCAAGUUGUCCGCUAGCAGCAGUACUUGUGGAAGUGUUGUUAAAUGCCAGUAAUGCCAAGUUUGUCCACUUCAAAGACAAAUUGUAUCUUUUGAGAGACUUGCAAGCAUUGUAGCGGAGCAUCUGGAAAAAAAAUGCACUGUUGGACUAUGCAGCUGGUACUCUGACACGGUACGUGUACAGUACUCGGGAAGCGCAGCAGAGUUUCCUGGUGUUAUCUUCUAUAACAUUGGCUGUUUGCAGCGUGACCAGAAUUUGGUUCAAAAUUGUACCAAGGAGAUGCUUUUGUUCAGCCUGGCCUUCAGUGAACAUGCACAGCUUUUUCCUGGACAGUCUUAGGCUGUGUCCAAAGUGGGCUUCUUGAGCUAUGGCUACGUCUGUUGUGAGAGCAUCUCUCUGUAUUUCCAAUGGAGUGUAGACCUAGCCCUGGACAACAGAUUAGGAUGCAGCCUUACCGCGCGUGGUAGUUAUCUGCGCAAGGAAUUUUGAGUGGAUUGCACUGGGGCUCUACAUUUUCUGUCAGCUUCUAUGCAGGCUUUAUGCAGUAAUUUACGAAGUCCUUCCUUCUCCGCAGCAUUCUUUAGUUGGGAAUGGGUGAGCACUCGUUUUUCUUUUCCUGCCUUGUCAAAUUAAUGCAGAUUUUGCUGCGUUGUAUACACUCAGUGAGCUUCCUCUGUGGGUAAUUUUUGUUCAUAGCCUCGAGAAGUCUUAAUAGCUGGUCAGGUAACUGGUGAAAACUGUUGAAAAGUCGGAGAGAUCAAAUGAAUUAUGCAUCUUUGAGUCCUCUGCUUCCAUUUUCAUUGCUUACUUGGUAAAAAAAGACUCAAACAGAUACAGUAACGCAAUUUGUCUUUGCAUAUUGUUUGCAAUAACACACCUUUUGAUUGCCUUGGUAAUUGCAAAGCAAUAUUUAUGCUUCAGAGAUUAUUCUUUUUUUGAUGGAAAACACAUGUCUUCAUUAGAAGCAUUAUCUCAGCUCAGUGUAUGUAAGACCGUACCAAGCUGAAAUGAUUUGAAAGGUUCCUUUUUCUUCUAAUCUGGAUAAGCAACUGUCUACCGCAUGGCUAAUGCCUGCAAAAAGCCGCCAACAAUAAUUUAUCUUAUGCAGAAAUGGAAAGCUGUCUGGCAGUUAUCCUGGGAAGAAAGGUCAUUGACUGUUCAUUAAUGCCAGAAUACACUUUGUGUUCAGACAGAUGACCUGUGAAAUCUUUUCAGUUGCCUCCUGUCAAUUUGAUGCACAGAUUUAAGAGGAAAGCUAGUUUCAGGCAAUUUGUCAAACCAGCGAUCAUUAAAAAAUAAUUCAAAGAUAAGAGAAUAGGACUGCUCCCGUUCAUGAUUCAAAUAAGAUGUUUUAAAAUGAAUCACGGCAUCUUUGAUACAGAGAUAACAUUCAAAAUCAUCUAUUAAAAUCUGAUUGUCUUGUUGUAUUAUUAUUUCAGUUUGAGGUUGAAACAGAUUGAUCCACGCGAUUCAAAAUACCAAUCACUGGCCAUCCAUUAACUCCAGAAAACUAGUAUCAAACGUCUUGUAUUAAAAAAAAAUUGGUCCAGUGGUUCAAAGAAACAGCAUGUGGUAGAGGGCGCUCUUUGGUAGCACCAGGUCCUUGCUUCGUCAAUGUAUGGUUUUAUUUGAUGUGUUACAAACGACAGUACAUGUAUAUGUACAUGUACAUGCAUUCACUGUUCGGUGUUUUGCCUUGUUCGAACAAAACCCAGUCAGAGUUGAAGAUUUUAAUACAAAAUCAUAACAAAAUACUACUGUUGACUCAUCGGUAGUCGUUUUUUAGCGAUUUUACUUGAGAAGAAAUUUAAUUGACAAAAAAUUAUUUGAUUUUAAUGAAAUUCGAAGUUAUGUAUCCUUUUACCUUGUGAGUUUGGCUUUCUGAUGACUUAUAUUUUAUGUAUAGGCAUUUCCAAAAAAGAACAAUCUUUAUUUUUCGCUUCCAUACUAUUUAUAAUGAAUAAUAUAUGUUAUGAUUUUUUGGCUUAGCUCGCAGUUUUUGUAUACUUUUCCCUAUUCACUGCCAGUAAGACGCUUUCUUUAAUGUCAUUAUUGAAUUAGAGAAGCAUUAGUUAAUACAAAGUGUGUUUAUAUUGUUCAGUUUUAUUCGCCAAUAAUAAAAUGAAAACCUAGGGACUUGGUUCUGCCCUUUAAAACACAAGUAAAUUUGCCUUGAAAAAUUAAUUACCAUUUUUCUGAGGCAAAAAGUCUGAGACACAUUCAGUAGUCUACUGCAUUGUGUUUUGUUGGAGCUGAUAUCCGACUUGUCAAAGCCAAAAUAUGACCAGAUAUUUUAUUAUAUUCCUAAUGUAUCAUCAGAAGAAGCUACAUAGAGUCUGGUGCAGUGGUGCAGUUUUUUUCUUAUUUUAAGUCGUCCAAAAGAUUUCAAGAGAUUGCUCGCGCAGGUGUGUGUGUUUGGUAUCGAGACGUGCCAGGGACUGAAUUGUGCGAUGACCUUUUAUCUCUCUGUUGAAAGUCCAGUUUUUUCGUCUGUUAUGUUCCUUGUAGUUUUGAACAGACGUUAAAGGAGUGCAGUUCUUUUAAGUCCUUCUGUUGCAAGGUCUACUUAUGAAGUGAAGUUGAAAACUGCACGCCACCGCAAGUAGGAUAAUUUUCACACGCAAAACAGAACUCUGCUUUUUGAAACCUUGAACGUUUAAUUUAACACAAACCGAUCCGCGGAGGAAUAUUUCUGAGAGAGGCAAGAGGAAAUUCUGCCAUGCACUUGUGUUUUGUGCCUAGUUGAUGAAUCGUAAUUCUGCGGGCGAUGUGAUAGGGAAACGAUUUCUACAAAUGCAGAACGCAAAUUUGAUUUUAUACCUUCUUUAUUUUUCCUCGGAAAUGAUGAUUUUUGUCAAUUUUUCCUCGGUUGUUUAAACUCAAUUUCGUUUUGUAUUACACAUGUAUACUCUUAGCAACUGACUGCUCGCGUGCGUAUUUAUAAAACAUCGAAACCUCUCUGAAACGAAUAAGUAUGAUUACAUAAACAGCUGUACUAUAAGUUAUGUUAUAUACUACGGCUAAAAAUGUAUGAUAGUUAACUUGUAUCUAUACUAUACAAACACUGUGUACGUAUUGCAAUCUUUGUGGUAUGUGUAAAUUGUGUCUGAACGUGAUGUGUUGGUUUGGCUGUGGAACCACAGUACAUUAACUAGAGUCCAUAAGGACACAAAAUAUUAUUAGCCAGGAGGUAUAGAACACGACACGGCUAACUUGUACAGCGUGAACGGAAACCGUUACAGAUUAUGCAAGGUGUGUGCAAAGUUAAAUUUUUAAGGUCGUACGUAAUUGCCGACAGUAUUUUUGUUUCACAAAAUGAGCAGUACAGUAGACCUGAUUUUUAUUUGAACAUGUUAUCUAUCAGUGUACCAAUAUUAUGUAUUAUGUUAUUAUUGUACAGAAAAUUACUUCAUUGACACUGUGUUUGAUAUAUAGAUGAUUAAAAAGUGAACUAAUAAAAGAAAUUCUGGGGCUUCCUGAGAAAGGAAAGUAAUUUC